This is a messenger RNA of Mucor velutinosus, 279 nucleotides long. RefSeq lists its product as uncharacterized. The coding region runs from base 1 to 279 and encodes 92 amino acids. The record is from RefSeq and is a predicted model, not a curated record. The transcript has a single exon. NCBI's taxonomy places the organism in Eukaryota, Fungi, Mucoromycota, Mucoromycetes, Mucorales, Mucoraceae.
AUGACACGUCCCAUUCCUCAGGAGGUUCAAGGAUCUGUCAAGGCUCUUUUCAACCAAGGCUGUUCCCUCCGUGCCAUUCAAAAAAUCUCCCCAGAUUUGUCCGUCAGUGUACUUUCUCGCUACAGGAAGAAGUUUCUUGGUCAUUCAAAACAUGCCAAACCCGGAAGACGCAGCAAAAUCACUACGCAGAAUAUGAACUAUAUUGAGAGGAAUCUCCGCAAUGGUAAUUUAGACGGCCCCAGGGGUGUGCAGUACUACCUUGCUUAUAUGGGAGUUUAG